Scutellospora calospora is the source of this 480-nucleotide messenger RNA. The record is from the annotation of a GenBank genome assembly. NCBI's taxonomy places the organism in Eukaryota, Fungi, Glomeromycota, Glomeromycetes, Diversisporales, Gigasporaceae.
AUGGUAGAUAUGGCUACCCCUAAAUUUAAUAAAAAUUGUGCGACACAUGGUAGUGAAACAAUAUUAGAUAGAUCUGAAAAAGAAACAACUGGAGAAUUUGAUUUCUCUCGAAGAGAUGUAACAAAAGAUACACAAAAUCAAGGCACUAGUUCAAAAAAGGUUAAAGAACCCAAAGAGAAUAGAAAGUCAACCUGUAAAAAUAAUUUAAAAAGAAAAAGAGAUGAUGAUGACUUGAAUUAUGAAGAAUUGUCAUUACUAUUUGAUGAAUCAAAUGAAGAUGCCUUGUGGAAUAAAACAAUGCUACUAGAAAAGAAUGUACAAGAAUACUUUGAUGCUAAUUCUGACCCUGAAUCUCUGUACAGGAAAAGCGAUGCAUCUAGUUUUCAAGGAAUGAUAAUGAGGGAAGAAUUAAAAAUGAGUUCAACAUUUCUUCUAUUUCAUGAGAUAUUUACUUUUGAUAAUAUUAACAAUACUUGGUAG